Molecule: messenger RNA, 1134 nt
Organism: Closterium sp. NIES-65
Lineage: Eukaryota; Viridiplantae; Streptophyta; Zygnematophyceae; Desmidiales; Closteriaceae
Source: the annotation of a GenBank genome assembly
AUGCGGUGUGCCUCUUCUCUGCUUCCCUCCUUCUCCCUUGCUCCCCGUGCUGGUUUUCUCUGCGCCCCUCCGUCCAUAUCCUGUCCCUCCCCGCGGGUGAACGCCCCUGGUGCCGCCUUUCUUGCUCUCUCCUCACCCAUCUCUUCUCCUCCGCCCUCGAACAAUACUGUGACUGCCGGCCCCCAUCCCUGCCCCUUCCUUCCUCGGCAUACCUCCGCUCUUGCUCAGGUGGGCUUCUCUGGCGUCGCCCCACAUACUCUUCCCGUCCGUGCUGUCGCUGUGGACUCGGCCUCCUCCCUUCACCCAUCGCCAUGCGUCGCUGGCGAUUUUACCCUAGCCUGGGAAAUCUCCUUCGUCAACAUUGUUGCGCCUCUCGCUGCCCCGCGCAGUGGGAGAAGCUUCGUCGUCGGCGUUGACGCGCCUCCCGCCGCCCCGCGCGGUGGGGGAACCUUCGUCGUUGACAUUGCUGCGCCUUCCGCCGCCCCGCGCAGUGGUGAAAACCUCGUCGUCGGCGCUGAUGCGCCUCCCGCCGCCCCGUGCGGUGGGGAAACCUUCGUCAUCGGCGUCGACACGCCUUCCGCCGCCCCGCGCAGUGGGGGAACCUUCGUCGUCGGCGUCGACACGCCUUCCGCCGCCCCGCGCAGUGGGGGAACCUUCGUCGUCGGCGUCGUCAUGCCUUCCGCCGCCCCGCGCAGUGGGGGAACCUUCGUCGUCGGCGUUGACAUGCCUUCCGCCGCCCCGCGCAGUGGGGGAACCUUCGUCGUCGGCGUUGACAUGCCUUCCACCGCCCCGCGCAGUGGGGGAACCUUCGCCGUCGGCGUUGACAUGCCUUCCGCCGCCCCGCGCAGUGGGGGAACCUUCGUCGUUGGCGUUGACAUGCCUUCCGCCGCCCCGCGCAGUGGGGGAACCUUCGUCGUUGGCGUUGACAUGCCUUCCGCCGCCCCGCGCAGUGGGGGAACCUUCGUCGUUGGCGUUGACAUGCCUUCCGCCGCCCCGUGCAAGCAGGGUAUCUUCUCGUCCUUCCUCUUCACCCUGCUUGCCCGCCGGAUCCACGUCCAUGUCUUCGGCUUGGCGGCUUCCAUCCCCUCCGUGCUGGCCUCCGGCCAGGUUCCACGGGUUGCUCGUUUGGCUUAG